This is a messenger RNA of Durusdinium trenchii, 1074 nucleotides long. Lineage: Eukaryota; Dinophyceae; Suessiales; Symbiodiniaceae. The record is from the annotation of a GenBank genome assembly.
GUGGGCUUCAGCUUUAUACAGGCCCAUUCAGAAGGCCUGUUUGGCAAGAAGGACGCUACCAGGAAAGAUGUGGAGUUAAACGGUGAGGCUGGUUUGUUCCUGAAGAAAAAUUGUGUAUUGGCGUUGUUUGUGGUCUAUGCCAUCAUGAAGACUACUCCAUGGGCCAGAUUGUCUGAGACAGUGUUGCAAGAGAGCAUUACCAAGUUCUACACGGACAACCGAUUAGUCCCAGUUGGCAUUGCUGCCUCGGCCUUGGAGCAGUGGAGCGCCAAGAUGAGCUGCGCAGCCAGAAAACUGGUUCAAAAGUUUAGAAGAAUCUUUGCAGAAACGCCCCAUGGGUCCAAGAGUGAUGUGAUCCAGUCUUUGAAGUCGCGAUGUCUUGCGGCUGGUGUUGAUGUGGAGGAGGAAAGGGAAGACAAGAAAGAACCUGCCCAGGUUCAACGUGAGGUGACCCAUGAAGAUCUGGAAGAACUCGUGACACCCCAGGUCUUUGAUUGGAAGGCCUUUGCAGCCAGAUUCAUGGAACAGAGGAAUCAAAAAGUAGAAGGAAAGGUGGAUGACAAGAAGAUUUCGCUGAUGGAGAAAGUGGCAAGGCCUGUCGCUACUCCAGCGCGUGCUCACGAGUUGCCAACCUUUGUGGUGGAAAGCAUGUCCCAGCAGCUUACGCCGGUUGCUCCGUUUGUGGCUCCUGGUGUUGAAGAAGACUUGAAUGGAGAAGGAGAUGAGGACUCAAAAAAGCCUGCAGCGUCACAAAAGAAGAAAAACAAGAAAGCUCCCAAAAAGGCUGCCAAGAAGGCUGCCAAACAACCACUAGCUGGUCCUGAGGUGGAGGAAGCGCUUGCUGUUGUGCAGGAACCAGGCUUUAAACCUGGCUCUGCAGAGGUUGUGGCUGGUGGACCUGGCUAUAAGGCUGGCAGCUUCAAUGAGAGAAGAAAAGCUUUCAUUGCCGAGCGCAGGAAGGUUGCUGGAAUCUCCUACAAAGAAGCCAACACUGAGUGGAUGUUGAGUGAUGAACGGGCUGAACUCUUGCAGGGCUUGCCUCCAGCAGUCCUGAAACGCCGUCGGUUCGCGUGA